This is a messenger RNA of Solanum verrucosum, 1266 nucleotides long. Its product is annotated as growth-regulating factor 8-like. Lineage: Eukaryota; Viridiplantae; Streptophyta; Magnoliopsida; Solanales; Solanaceae. Gene Ontology annotation, biological process: regulation of DNA-templated transcription; DNA-templated transcription; developmental process. The transcript has 4 exons. Bases 1 to 1266 code for a protein of 421 amino acids. Gene Ontology annotation, molecular function: ATP binding. Gene Ontology annotation, cellular component: nucleus. The record is from RefSeq and is a predicted model, not a curated record.
AUGGGGAACGGAGAAAACACUGAGCUUCUGGAUUUGAAGAUGAAGACUAGUGAAGCUUCGUACCCUUAUAAAAGGACCAUGUUCAUGGCCCCUUCUUCUCAUCCCCACUUUUUUUCUCCUUAUGAGAAAGAGACUGGUGAUGAUGGCGGUAGUGGACCCGGAAAUUUUGUGGGGAGCUAUGUUGUGAGCUCAGGGGGUGCACUUUCGUCAAGACCUUGUGCUAGAAGCAUGGGCCUCGCUCCUUUUACAGCCUCCCAGCUGCAGGAGUUUCAAAGACAGUUCAUAAUAUGCAAGUACAUAAUGGCAUCUAUGCCUGUUCCUCCCCACCUACUCCCUACUAACCCAUCUCCAGCUCAAUCUAACACAACGGGUUUGGAUUUGAAGUUCUCAAGUGGGUCGGAUCCAGAGCCAUGGAGGUGUAAGAGAACAGACGGGAAGAAAUGGAGAUGCUCAAGAGAUGUAGCUCCGGAUCAGAAAUAUUGUGAGCGACACGCCCACAAAAGCAAACCCCGUUCAAGAAAGCCUGUGGAAAUUCACACCAAUCGGCACCCUCCCACUCCCAAAUCUAACAACAACAACCACUCUUUUCAGUUUCCGACUGUGCAGCUCUCUGCUCCUUCCGGUGACCAAACCAGCCCCAGGUGUAUUGAGUGGUUAGGGAGAGGAGACACAAGUAGAACCAUCCCUGUCGUUAAUACUUGUAACCAGCAACUCAUGCACUCAUCUUCUGGAAUGGGAUUCAACAAUGACCAAAACAGAAGAAAUUCACCUGCAUUUCAAGUGCAAGACGCGCCAAAAGUAUAUCCAAUGAACUUUAAUCAGUACAUGUGUAAUAGCAGUAGUGACCAGGCAUUGGGAAGUCAAUUAAAGAAUGAACAGGGUAACAACUCGAUAAUUGGCAGAGGAACAACUAGGAAUGCUUGGCCAAAAGACGGACUUAGUGAUGGUGUUAGCAACAAUGGCUCUUUUACUUCGCUAACACUUUCCAUGUCUGGUUGGAAUCGGGGAAUGGAUGAUGAUAACGAACAUGCACAAGUAAGCAUUGGGAUGUUGGAUUCUGAGAGAAGUGGCGAUGAUGUUUUGAGAUCCCAGUGGCUUAACCCUGUUUCUUGGAUGAGUUCAACAGCUCCGGGAGGGCCUUUGGGUGAAGCAUUGUGUCUUGGAAAUGCCUCCAGUUUACCUUCACCUCAUGGCUAUAGCAAUAGCACUGCUACCAGCAGCUGCAGCUUUGGUUCCUGCGAGAACGGACCUGACUUCAUCGGUUGA